Stegastes partitus (bicolor damselfish) is the source of this 3152-nucleotide messenger RNA. RefSeq names its product LIM domain binding 1a (gene ldb1a). The coding region runs from base 79 to 1134 and encodes 351 amino acids. Lineage: Eukaryota; Metazoa; Chordata; Actinopteri; Pomacentridae. The record is from RefSeq and is a predicted model, not a curated record. The transcript is spliced from 11 exons.
CUCAGAGUUAGCCCAUGCGAGCAGCGUGUGGACUGAGUGCAGCUGUUUCGUUCAGAGAAGAGCCCAACAUGUGAGAAGAUGUCUGUUGGAGGUUGUGCUUGUCCCGGCUGUUCGUCAAAGUCAUUCAAGCUGUACUCUCCUAAGGAGCCCCCCAACGGCGGCAGCUUUCCCCCCUUCCACCCAGGCGCUAUGCUGGACAGAGAUGUGGGGCCUACACCCAUGUACCCUCCCUCAUACAUGGAGCCUGGCAUGGGGAGACCCACACCGUACGGGAACCAGACAGAUUAUCGGAUAUAUGAGCUGAACAAAAGAUUACAAAACUGGACAGAGGACUGUGACAAUCUCUGGUGGGAUGCCUUCACCACAGAGUUUUUUGAAGAUGACGCCAUGCUCACCAUCACUUUCUGUCUGGAAGAUGGUCCCAAACGAUAUACCAUCGGCAGGACGUUGAUUCCUCGAUACUUUAGAAGUAUUUUUGAGGGGGGUGCCACUGAGCUCUUCUACGUUUUGAAGCACCCGAAGGAGUCCUUCCACAGUAACUUUGUGUCUCUCGACUGCGACCAGUGCACCAUGGUGACCCAGAACGGCAAACCUAUGUUCACACAGGUUUGUGUUGAGGGCCGUUUGUACCUAGAGUUCAUGUUCGAUGACAUGAUGAGGAUCAAGACGUGGCAUUUCAGCAUCAGGCAACACAGAGAAGUCCUACCAAGGAGCAUUUUGGCUAUGCAUGAUCCCCAGAUGCUCGAUCAGCUGGCUAAAAAUAUCACCAGAUGUGGGCUGUCUAAUUCCACGCUCAACUACCUCCGUCUAUGUGUGAUAUUGGAGCCCAUGCAAGAGUUGAUGUCCAGGCAUAAGACCUAUAGCUUGAGCCCCAGAGACUGUCUGAAGACUUGCCUCUUCCAGAAGUGGCAAAGAAUGGUAGCACCUCCAGCUGAGCCAGCCAGACAAGCUCCAAACAAGCGGCGGAAAAGGAAGGUGUCCGGUGGAAGCACCGUGAGCUCUGGCGGAGGCAGCAAUAACAACAGCAACAGCAAAAAGAAGAGUCCAGCCAACAGCUUUUCACUCUCCAGCCAGGUACCUGACCUGGUUGGAACAAAAACCUGUACAGUGCCGGAGCUUGAGGACCGGAGUUGAGAACCACUACGCUAAAUGUUAAACACACACACACAAACACUGACACACACACCCAGACCAGUGCACACACUAACACACACUGUCACCCACACCUUCAGCAUAAAGCAUUGAGGUACUGGAGAGAGGUGGUACGCAGCAUGUCUGGACCAGAGCACCAGACGCUACAGAAGUGUGUUUUUAUUUUCUAUGUUUUAGACUUGUUUUGAUUUUUUUUUUAUUUUUGUAAACAAUUUCUAAAAAUAAACAGACAAGCAAGCAAACAAAAAAACACCCCAGAAUAUUCUUUGCACUGUUUUCCACUAUUAACGGCAAUCUAUUUUUCUUAUGAAUUGACGGUGUAUUUUUUUUCUUUUCUAUUAUUGCUAAUGUAAGAACUGUAAAACAUCUGAAACCUGCAGUAUAUUAAUGUAUAAGUAUUGCUGUUAGAUCAUUCUUAUUGUGAUGGUAAUAACUUUCAUGUAAGUCUAUGCUUGAUAUAAAGUCAUCCAUCCAUGUCAGACAUCAUGCUGUCAUCAGGCCCAUUAGCUUCAGUGCUAAGGGGAGAUCAGUGCUAGUGUUUUAAUACUGUACUACAUCUUGUUUGACGCGCGUCCGAAGCGGCGCUGCUGAAAACCAGUUUCCCCCUUGCUAAAUUUCCAUCAAGCACCUGGUUCGGAUCUGUCGUCUUAUCAUUGCAGAAAUGUUUGCUUUGUCUCCAAACCUCUUAUCUUGGGGUCCUCUCUUCAGAGAUUAUAAUAACAGAAAACUUCUCAAAUUUGCUACUCGAAAAAUAUUUUAAAAACACAUUUUGACAGGAUUGUAAAAUAAUGAAAAAAAAGACUUUUGUAUUAACUUAAGUUUCCCAGAAAUGUUUUUAAUUACAAUUAAGAAAGCUGCAGACCAAGGAGCUACAUGUAAAGAUUCUUAUACUGAUUACACUGCGCUGUUUUAUGUUUUAUGAUGAAUCAUUUUGUUGGCUUUACUCCUCAUGUUUGUGUCUGUGCUUGUAUAUUUUUAGGUAGUAAUUUCUGUAAAAGUUAUUCUAUGUAUUCCUCCCUAGAACUAUGAGAAACUCAAUCUAAUGUAAAGAGAUGAAAAGCCUCUUAAAAGUUUUUUUUAAACGUGAUUUUUAAUGGUACAAUCACUGAUAAAAGAAUUUUGCCCUCAUUUUAGCAAACUGUAUUUAUUUUUCUAUGUACUGACAUUCUGUUUAGGUCCAACCCACCUGUACAAUAUUCAUGAUAAUACAUGGAGGAAUUUGUGGCGCUGCUCAGUCUGUUAAUGCUAAUAUCCUUUUUGUUUUUUCCAUUUCCUUGUGUUCUUGGAGAUCUGUAUUGUCACAUGAAGGAGAUAUUCAACAGCCAUUUUAAGCUGCUGUAGGUUUUAUCAGCUGUUUGAAAAUCAGUAUAUAACCACAUUUAGCUUAUUUCAACAAAUCAUUAACCUCCAAUUUGUUGUUUUUUCCUCCUUGAAGCUCUUAUGAUACUGUACAUGUGAAAUAAUGGUGCAAUCUUUAGUGAAAUGACACUGCUGCAUCAUGGUUUUCGGUGUAAAAGUUGUCCAAUUCAAAGGCCUCAGCAGCACUCAAAUGCCAGCUGCUAGAUAUUUGAUAGUAAUUUCCAGAUUCUCCCAGCAGGGGUCUCCCUGAGCACCAGACUUGAGCAGCCCGUCAGAAAUUCCUCCAUCAUUAUACCUGGCAGAAAUGCCGUCUGUAAAUCCACACCGAGCUGCAGGCUGUCGUGUUUCGAUCCUUAUUCAUUGUCUCCAGCACCCCUAGUCUACUUUCGUGGUGUAUCAGUUCAGCAGGCGGACUCAGAAUUGAAUCUAGGGGCAACUUAUCAACACAAUGUGUUUCCUAAGUUGACAUAAUUUAGGAAAUAUAAGGGUGUGUGGGACGGAGAUGAAAUGGCAAUGCACCCAUAGCUGGCUCUUGUAGCACCUCAUCAUAGGGGUGAUUUUAUAUCUAUAUUUUUUUGCCAGGUUUCUGUCAUUGAUAAUUCAUGUAUGGUAUCAAUAAAGAUGAAUUUUCACUGAAAAAA